AUGGAGGUGCAUAGAUGGAACGGUGCGAUCGCUGCCAAAGCGAUUGACGGUGAUGGUGGUGAUGAAGUGUUGAUUUGCAGGGGCAUGCUGCUGCUGCUGCUGAGUGUGCUGGUGGCCUCGGCGUUCUGCGUGCUCGGUACGUGUGCUGCUUCUCGGGAAGCCGAUGAAUUUGUCACGUGCACGUCGGUGGUUAAGCUUAAAAACAACCAGGAUGGAGUUCGACUGCAUUCGCAUGACGUAAAGUACGGUUCGGGCAGUGGCCAACAGUCGGUGACAGCAGUCCAGGACGGCGACGAUGUGAAUUCAUACUGGCAAAUACUUGCUGACAAAAUUGCACGAAUUUCAGAGGGACGAGUUUAUUAA
Molecule: messenger RNA, 363 nt
Organism: Gongylonema pulchrum
Lineage: Eukaryota; Metazoa; Nematoda; Chromadorea; Rhabditida; Gongylonematidae
Source: the annotation of a GenBank genome assembly